AAUAAAAACAAACCAAAACUAAACAAAUUAACUUACUUUUCAUUUAAUUAAUAUGAGUCUACCAACAGAUUUCGGGCCUGAUUCAGGUGGCAGAAUGAAGGGAAUAGUGAUAGUCAAGCCAAUAGUAUACGGAAACAUAGCAAGAUAUUUCGGCAAAAAACGCGAAGAAGACGGUCAUACUCAUCAAUGGACGGUAUACGUUAAGCCUUACAAUAACGAAGACAUGUCGACUUACGUUAAAAAAGUCCAAUUUAAAUUGCACGAAAGCUACGCCAAUCAAAACAGAAUCGUUGUUAAACCGCCAUACGAAUUGAGUGAAACGGGUUGGGGGGAAUUCGAAAUUGUCAUAAAAAUAUACUUUCACGAUCCUAACGAAAGACCGGUAACAAUGUAUCAUAUACUGAAAUUAUUUCAUUCGGGAAGUACACAGGAUAUUGGUAUUGAGCAGAGUAAAGGCUUGGUGUCUGAGAGCUACGAUGAAAUCAUAUUUCAAGAUCCCACACAAUUAAUGCAUCAUCUGUUGACGAAUACAAAGCAAUUAUCGCUGGGAAAUUGGGAACAUAAUACCAAUUUUGAAGAGAAAAAAGAAAAAACUUUGAAAACCAUCUUAGAAGCCAAACAAAAAGUAAGAUCCGAAAUUGCCAACUUAAAAAACAAAUUAAAACUAGCCAAGGAGACUAUAUCUUCAUUCAAAGAGGAAAUCGCCAAAUGCCAGGAAAAUCAGUUCGUCAUUUAAAUAAACGCUAGAGUAACUUUUAAUUCUUCGAUUUAUCGAAAAAUUUAAUUAUAAUAUAAGGA
This is a messenger RNA of Phyllotreta striolata, 798 nucleotides long. The record is from the annotation of a GenBank genome assembly. NCBI's taxonomy places the organism in Eukaryota, Metazoa, Arthropoda, Insecta, Coleoptera, Chrysomelidae.